Messenger RNA from Wyeomyia smithii (pitcher-plant mosquito), 2817 nucleotides. RefSeq names its product zinc finger protein 33B-like. Lineage: Eukaryota; Metazoa; Arthropoda; Insecta; Diptera; Culicidae. Gene Ontology annotation, molecular function: DNA-binding transcription factor activity, RNA polymerase II-specific; zinc ion binding; RNA polymerase II transcription regulatory region sequence-specific DNA binding. Gene Ontology annotation, cellular component: nucleus. Bases 797 to 2767 code for a protein of 656 amino acids. The record is from RefSeq and is a predicted model, not a curated record. Gene Ontology annotation, biological process: regulation of transcription by RNA polymerase II. The transcript is spliced from 4 exons.
AUACUGUCAACUAAGCCCAAACGAAAAGGCACAUCAGCGCCACCACCAUUGCGGCGGGAAUAUUCCGCAUAACUGAAACUCAUUUGAAAUGACCGUUAUUUUGAUACACGGAAAUAAAUCUCGUGGUACGUCUGUUUGUCUGUGGUGUUAGUGCCACUAGUUGAGGAAAUUAUUUACAAAUAGCUGUUUUGUUUGUUAUGCUAUGUUUUUAGCAGCAGGAUAAAUAUUCAAUUGAACACUCAUUAUACGUUUUGAAAUUGUUUCUGAAUAUUUUUUUUCAUUCGUGAUCAGAAAUCGGAAGAAGCUGCUGAGCAUAAUCGACCAAAAAUGGUAAAAAAAAGAUAAAAGUCGAAGCAAUGAGAUGCGAUGAUUUAUAGUUUGGAAAACAUAAAAGCAACUUUAUACGGGUUUACACGUUUACUAAUGUGUGUAGGUGAAAAGUUAUUUAUCUCUAUCACGGAUCGAUUUUUUUCAGAUUUCAAGCAGAUUUUCCCGGGUUUUCAGUUGCAGACUUUUUCAAAAAUAUCUGGCAUCUCUGGCAAGAUGCAUUGUUUACAAUUUUGGGUUUAAUUUAAAGCAUCUAUUCGAUUUUUCGACGACGACAAACCUGGCAAUUUUCUAGUAAAUAUUUCGGUUUACGCUUACCACGCAGUUUUAUAUCAAAAAUUAUUAGAAGAACGUUUUAUACAAGCAUGUCUGAGUCAAGCUUCAUGACGAACAAAUAAUGUGAACUGUAGAAAAGUGAAGAUUAGAGUUGAAUCAUUCAGCGUUGUCUUAAAAUUUCUCUGAGUUGAAAAUGGCAAAAAAAUUGGAAAAUAAUGAACCCUACAGAGGUGCCGUGCUAGCCGAUGAGCUUCAAGCGCUGUUAAAAGCCUGCGUGGACAUUGGUAUCGAAGAAGUUAGGCGACAGGGUGGCCGCAUUGAGUCCCUGUUCUACGAUGUCCAACAGCAAAUGUCACGCUAUGGGGACUUUCCCGAACGAAAACUGUAUAGAUUACAAACUCACUACUUAAAAACGGAGCGAGAUUUUCUUGGUAAAAAGCUUAAUCCAUACCCACCAGAAGCAAGGCAAUUGUGGGGAACGACAGAACAUGAUGCUGCUGCUCCCGUUAACGAUAAACGUUGGUCCAAUUUAGUGCAGAAAGUCCAGAAACGUAAUCAGAGCCCGUCGUGCGUGACUGGGAAAGAAGCCAAGGAAAUUGUCCGUCAAGCUCUGCAACGAAAUUUGGAGAAUCUUUCCGAAAACGACCAAGACAAUGUUUUCGCACAAAUUCUUUCCGAGUUGAAAAACAAGAGUUUGUUCCUAAACCGGAAUGUUGCAGUCUUAAAGCUGGCGUAUCUAAGAUUAAAAAACCAAUUUCAAAAAGGGAAAGCACGCUACCUUCUAUCAGAAUCUGCUCAACUGUGGCCUUUAAAUGGGCCAGAGCAAAUCAUUAUCAAAACAGAAACUUCUCGUUCAGAAGAUGAAAACGAACCACUUUCGCAUAUGUCGGAGAGUAGUCAACGGGAACCGUCGCCCGAACUACUGGAAACAGUAGUAGAAACUAAAAACGAAUGUCGAAUAUGCCAAGGGCGUCUUCUCGAAGAAUGUAAAGAUUUAAUACAAGAUACGUACAAUAGUCAGACAUACGGGAAAAUCAUCCAGGAAACCAUCCAAGUACAGAUCCCCUGCGAUGGCCAAGCCAGCAGUAAAAUUUGCCUAGAAUGUUCCAACUUUGUGGAAAAGAUGUUGCUCUUUGUUCAGCAAUGUCGGAAGGCUUGCAACAUUUUAUUUCCUUUAAAAUUUGAUGAAAUAUUCGUAGAAGAAAAAACGAACGUCGCUGUCGAGGAGGACACCAUUGCAGAAACUGACACAAAGAAAGGCUUUAUCGAAAACUCGGAUCCAGCAAUAGAUUACGAUUCAGACGAAGUAUUUUCUCCAGAUCGAACUCCAUCUCCUGCAGUUGUUAUUUGCGAGCUAAAAGCUGAUAUGGAUGAGGAAAGCGAACAGAAAAUAAUUACCACUGAAAAGAAGAACCCUGAAAUUGGAGAAAGGUGUACUGAGGAAACCAAUUCCAAUAAGCAGGAAUACCCUGAAAUUGAAGUGAAGAGUGCUGAGGAAACCAUUUCUGAUGAGCAGAAAUAUCUCGAGUUUGUGAAAAGCCUUCCUGCCAAAGCUAAAAAGCAACAAUGUCAUCUGUGUGGUAAAACUGUGAACAGGUUGGUUAACCAUUUAGCCAGUCAUGGCCCAGCCGAGUUUCAGUGCGAUCUUUGUCCACAGAAAUGCUCCAAUAAACGCAUGCUACAAGUACACAUGAAUAGGCACACGAAAAGGAUAGCCUAUACCUGCCGGGUAUGUGGGACUGUUUUUUACCAUCACGCUUCUUGGAGUCAGCACGAGAAAGCUCACUAUGCUAAAUUUAAUUGCGAUAAAUGUGAUGCAGUUUAUAAGAGGAAAGCCGCGCUGCAGCAACACAUCAAGCAUAUACAUAGUGGUAUUAAGCAUUUGGCUUGUUUGAGCUGUUCAUUCAAGACGUUCAUUAAAUCCCGUCUGUUAAAUCAUGUGCGAAGCCUUCACACCAGCGAACGACCGUAUCGGUGUACUUUCUGUGAGACUACAGCAAACAGUUCUAACAGCUAUUAUACUCACUUCCAGCGACACAAAAAGAGCGGCGAAGCAACAGAAUAUUCAAUGCUUUGCGCUUACUGUGGGCAACGCUUCAACAAGGAUGCGGCUCUCGAGAAGCACAUCUGCAAGAAACAUCCAGAUGUGGCCGUUGUAGUCUGAAUAUCUAUGUAAGGUUGUCGAUUUGUUCGAAAUACAUGUCGAUCUUAUAA